AAAACACACACUGCUCUCUCCCAGCACUCAUUCAAACUCUUCGCUCAGAUCAGCUGUAAGUAAAUCUCCAUUUUCUAUUUUCUUCAUCAUUUUCAUUCUUCUAGCAAAUUCUCAGAUAUAUAUACAAGUAUUUGCAUCUCUGUUACCUCUAAUUUUUCCGAGAUUAACAGAAGCAAAUUUUACCUAAAUCACGAUUCAAUUUGUAAAAAAAAAAACACUGAUACUAGGAUGAGCAGUAGCAAUUGUAUUGGAGUCUACACCAUGAGGCCGUGUUGUAGAAUUCUAAUGGGCUAUGGCUACAGGAGCGCUUCAACUUUCGGUUCCUCGGGGCCGAAAUUGAGCCGUGCAGUUGUUGAUAAUGUGUCGAAAUUACGAUCUAGGAGCUGUAGUGGUGAGAGUGUAGGGUGUAUACGUGGAAUUGAUCCGAAUCGGAGAGGUUUUAAUGUGUCCGAUUCGGAGUGGAGCCAUCAGCCUAGGGUUGGUUAUAGUGGUGUAAAUAGAGUUAAGAGAGGUGUUUUAGUGAUCCGGAAUGUGGCGUCGGAUUUUAGGAACCACUCGACCUCGGUUGAUAGUCAGGUUAACGGGAAGUCGUUUGAGAGUAUUUAUAUUCAAGGUGGCUUGAAUGUGAAACCUUUGGUGAUAGAGAGAAUUGAGACCGGUAACGGUGAUGUUGUCAAAGAAGAAGAGUCUAGGGUAGAGGUUAAUGGCGCAAAUGUAAAUGUAAAUAUAGGUGAUUCCAAGGGUUUGAAUGACUCCAAAGUUGAGACAGAGUUGUCCGAAACUGAAAAGGAGGCGUGGAGUUUGCUUCGAGAAUCGGUUGUUGAUUAUUGUGGGAAUCCGGUGGGAACUCUUGCCGCUAUUGAUCCAGCAGACAAGACGCCGCUCAAUUAUGAUCAGGUCUUUAUUCGGGAUUUUGUUCCCUCGGCACUUGCUUUCUUGCUUAAUGGAGAGCCUGAGAUUGUCAAGAACUUUCUUCUUCACACAUUGCAGUUACAGAGCUGGGAAAAGACAGUCGAUUGUUACAGCCCUGGGCAAGGGUUGAUGCCGGCAAGCUUCAAAGUUAAGACUGCUCCUCUUGAUGGAAGUGAUGGAAAAUUUGAGGAAGUUUUAGAUCCUGACUUUGGCGAAUCAGCCAUUGGACGUGUUGCACCUGUUGAUUCAGGUUUGUGGUGGAUAAUUAUGUUGAGAGCUUAUGGAAAAAUCACAGGUGACUAUACAUUACAAGAACGGGUGGAUGUCCAGACAGGCAUAAGAUUGAUACUUAAUCUCUGUUUAACUGAUGGAUUUGACAUGUUUCCUACUCUGCUAGUGACGGAUGGUUCCUGUAUGAUUGACAGAAGGAUGGGUAUUCAUGGACACCCCCUUGAAAUCCAAGCAUUAUUUUACUCAGCUCUACGCUGCUCCCGUGAAAUGCUCAUUGUCAACGAUGGAACAAAAAAUCUGGUUGCUGCAGUCAACAAUCGACUGAGUGCACUUUCUUUUCACAUUAGAGAGUACUAUUGGGUGGAUAUGAAGAAACUCAAUGAGAUUUACCGUUAUAAGACAGAGGAGUAUUCUACAGAUGCCGUCAAUAAAUUCAAUAUCUAUCCAGAUCAAAUUCCUUCUUGGUUGGUGGACUGGAUUCCUGAUGAAGGUGGUUACCUCAUUGGCAAUUUACAACCUGCCCAUAUGGAUUUUAGGUUCUUCACUCUCGGAAAUCUUUGGUCUAUUGUAUCAUCUCUUGGUACCCAACAACAGAAUGAGGGUAUUUUGAAUUUGAUGGAGACCAAAUGGGAUGAUUUUGUGGCUCAAAUGCCUCUGAAGAUUUGUUACCCUGCCAUGGAGUAUGAAGAAUGGCGUAUAGUUACUGGUGCUGACCCAAAGAAUACGCCAUGGUCAUAUCAUAAUGGCGGAUCCUGGCCAACACUCCUGUGGCAGUUCACAUUGGCCUGCAUCAAGAUGGGAAAGACAGAAUUAGCAGAGAAGGCAGUUGCCUUGGCAGAGAAGAGGCUGUCUGGGGAUCACUGGCCUGAAUAUUAUGAUACAAAAAAUGGGAGAUUUAUAGGCAAGCAAUCCCGUCUUCACCAGACAUGGACCAUUGCCGGUUACCUAACUUCAAAAAUGCUUUUGGAGAACCCUGAGAAGGCAGCACUCUUGUUUUGGGACGAGGAUUAUGAACUUCUCCAGACUUGUGUUUGUGCGCUCAUCAAAACCAGUAAAAAAAAGUGUUCCAGAAGGUCUCAAAUUCAGGUCUAGUCACAAGGAUAUCUUUAUGCUCAUUGUGGGUAGCUACUAGCUAGUUACACCCCGGAGUGCAUCCAGGAGCUCGAAAACAUGAUUUUGGAGCUGACUUCUCUCUAACAACCAGCAUGUGUAAAAUAAAUAAUUGUGUCAAACAUUCAUUGAAGGGAGGCCAAGUUUUAAUAGAGCCUUCAGCCCAUUGGAAUCUGUAGGGGCUUAACAAAUUGUCAGUUUCAUGUACCAUGAUUGCUACAGUCAAACAACAUUUGCCUUAUUACUGGAUUUAUCAUUCUUCCCUUUUAAUUUCCAUUGGGGUGGAAGUUUAAAGACUUUAAACCUUCAUCCAGAUGGAACCGUAUCAGAAUGAUGUUUAUCCGACCAUAUAGACUUUCUAUUGUUUAUGUA
Messenger RNA from Argentina anserina (silverweed cinquefoil), 2625 nucleotides. RefSeq names its product alkaline/neutral invertase A, mitochondrial. Gene Ontology annotation, cellular component: mitochondrion. The transcript has 6 exons. Gene Ontology annotation, biological process: sucrose catabolic process. Gene Ontology annotation, molecular function: sucrose alpha-glucosidase activity; endo-alpha-N-acetylgalactosaminidase activity. Lineage: Eukaryota; Viridiplantae; Streptophyta; Magnoliopsida; Rosales; Rosaceae. Bases 229 to 2235 code for a protein of 668 amino acids. The record is from RefSeq and is a predicted model, not a curated record.